Messenger RNA from Caenorhabditis bovis, 2910 nucleotides. The record is from the annotation of a GenBank genome assembly. Lineage: Eukaryota; Metazoa; Nematoda; Chromadorea; Rhabditida; Rhabditidae.
AUGAUCGUCAGUUCUUUAUUUGUUUUAUUGUCAUUAAUUGGUUCAAUCAAAUCAACGUCAACAGGGUUAAGAAAUAAUGUGUUUUUGACUGGAAGUGAAACUCAGGAUACGGUUCUUGCCAUUUCCAAAGGCUAUGGUUAUUUUGUAGUAGGCACAAAGUCCCGAAUCAAGUUUUUCACCGAUGAAGAACUUCGAAAAUUUGUGGGGGAAGUCAAUUUAAGAUUUGUCCAUCGCAGCAAAUUUCUCGAACUCAAAAUAUUGUCAAAAAGUGAAGUGUUCUAUUGCGACACUGUUGAAUGCGGGCUUUGUACCUAUUCUGGAAAAUCGUCGUCUUGUUCAAAAAUUGUUGAUCCGGAUUCUGAAAUCAAAGAGAUCAAAAGCGCUGUUGUUGUCAAAAUAGAAAACUCCGAGCUUUUGAUGCUCCGAAUUUCGUUCAUUGAUACUUCAGAUAAUGAAAAAGCUAUGAUUUUCCAAUUCAAAGCGCAAGACAAUGGGAUAAUUCAACCAAAUACUAUGGCGCUUGACGCCCCAUUCAUUACAGAGAACGAAAACUUAAUUGGAUUUGAAAGAAAUGGCUACAUUUAUUACGUUGGUUCUUCAUUGCAACCAUAUGAACCUGUGGCUCUACUUCAUGAUACUAGUAUAAACGUGAAAUACGUCAAAAUGAUAAGAAUCUGUGCUUCUGAUCAAUCUGAGCAAUUGGCUUCAAAAAUGACAAUUCCUCUAUCAUGUGAUGUUGAAAGCUCUGAUGACAAUUAUCUUAACAAUGACAAUCUCAAUAGCACUGCACAGGCCGCACAAUAUGAUAUUGACAAAGGAUAUUUGACAGUUGUUUUAAGAAGAGAUCGAUCAAGGGAAUAUCUAGUAUGUGGAUUCCAAAUGUCAUUAAUUGAAAAACGAUUCGACUCAAAUUGGAAUAUUUGCCAAGAAACCUCUCUUUCAAGCAGUGAAGCUGGUCCUGUUCUGAAAAAUUGUGACCUACAUAUGGCAACCGGUAAAAACUAUUUGUACGGUUGGCUGGAAGACUAUCGGCCUUUGAUGGGCGAAUUGCUUAUUAGAAUCAAAGAAAAUAAUCACAUUGAUCGAAUAUCAAGCAUUGUGGAUGAUGGACCCGCAUAUUUUGUAACAUUAUCGAAAGACCUGUCACCUCGCCUUGUUCGGAUAUCAGCGGCUAAAAAUUCGCUGGUGCAAUUUCAUUAUGAGAAGCCAAUGCAAAAAUCGGAUAAAUUCUCCAUUUUGAAAAUGUCAAAUAUCCUUCCAAUAAGAGUGUUAUACAUUGAAAAUGAAGAGAUUCGAAUUCUUGCUGCGACAUGUCGAGAUAUGUAUUCGAGUUGUGAAAAUUUGAAAUUUGGUGGAUGGUCUGACCCGUUACAAUGUGCCUGGUGUACGGAUACUGAACCAUUUCAUGUGAUAUCACAACAGGAACGUUCGCAAUGUUCAUCUUAUUUAACUCAUUUCUGUCCACCAGAUGUUAACGAAAUUAAGGUUAUGAAAUUUACAAACGGAUCAGGCUUCACGUUAUAUGGGAAUCGAUUCGCCGGAAUCGAAAAUCCACGAAUUAUUGCCUGCGACGCACCAUGUGACAUUCAUCUUUUUGAAGAUAGCAGAGUCAACUGCUUUAUAAAAAAAGGACAUGACGUUUCGAAUGAUUGUAACGAACUAUCAUUAACCGGAGACAUGGGGCCUAAUAAAGAUUAUACGCUGUCCUUCGAAUAUAAAGACGAUAAGGAUACACAAACUGACCUUGCUGGAUUGGGAGUUAUGAGGAGUUCAGAGAGUGUCAGUAGCAGGUCUUGGAAGGCAGCAGUUGCAGUGCUCAGUGUGAUUUUCAUAAUUUUCGUAGUCGCUCUUAUAGUUUAUUUCAUGCGGAACAGGAUGUCAAGAAUUAAAGCUCAUGUACGAAAACCUAACGGAUUGUCCAAAGUAGAAAACGACUAUGCUCUUGAGCAUUUACCUGGAAGAAUUUCAAAUGUUCAUGCAGCCGAAAAUUAUGUCAAUAUAUUUAGUGCUUAUCCGAAAGAUAUUAAAAUUGAUUUUAAAAAUAUUAAAAUUGAUACGAUGAGAGAGCUUGGUCACGGAAAUUUCGGAGUUGUAUAUGCUGGAAUUUACAAAUGUCUUGAUGGGCGUAAACAAGCUGUAGCUUGUAAAUAUAUGAAAGAAGGAAGUAUUCGAGAAUUUUAUGAGGAAGCACGCAUCAUGACGAAUUUCAAUCAUCCGCAUGUACUAAAGUUGAUUGGAAUAGCAUUGGAUGAUAAAACUCUAGCUCCUGUAGCUAUCACCGAGCUUAUGCAGAAUGGAGAUCUGCAAUCGUAUAUUCAAGAUGUCGAUCAUCAUAUUACACUACGAAUGUUGUUGCGUUUUGCCAUUGAAAUAGCUCAAGGAAUGGAGCAUAUUCAUGAGAAAGGAUUUGUUCAUCGUGAUUUGGCCACUCGAAACUGCAUGUUAGAUGAUAACUUUAGCGUGAAAAUUGCUGAUUUUGGACUUUGUCGACCUUUAAAUGAAGGAACUCAUUUAUACGAACCAAAUAACAUGUUCCGGAACCUUCCAAUCAAAUGGAUGCCUCCAGAAAUAGAACAUCAACUUUUUGGAUACUCCACAGAUGUUUGGUCGUAUGGAGUUUUACUUUGGGAAUUAUUCACUAGAGGUAAUAUACCAUACGCAAAUAUAGAAACAGGACACCUUUUGACAUAUUUGCAACAAGGUCAUCGUAUGAGCAAACCACAAUAUUGCCCGGACAAACUAUAUAACGAGGCUAUUCUAGAAUGUUGGCAGGCGGAUCCCCAAAGCAGACCAAGUUUUACUCAGCUUGUCGGUCUCCGAUGUUAUUUCGAGGCCAACGAGAAAUCAGUCAGGAACGUAACCCUCUACUGCCCAAUGAAAAUGACAAUGAAUAUCUUGCCCGACCUCUAA